Molecule: messenger RNA, 291 nt
Organism: Necator americanus (New World hookworm)
Lineage: Eukaryota; Metazoa; Nematoda; Chromadorea; Rhabditida; Ancylostomatidae
Exons: 1
Coding region: 1-291 (96 amino acids)
Source: RefSeq, a predicted model, not a curated record
AUGCAGUGUCCUGCUGAUAUCAAUCUAGCGCCAUCAGGACGCCCGACGCCCUUGACCAAUCUCGAGUACGCUGACGAUGUUGUUAUAUUCGCAGAAAGCAGUACGAAACUUCAACAUGUUGUCAGCCUUGUAUCGAAGCUGGCUGCAGAUUAUGGACUACGUCUAUGCCCUGAUAAAUGCAAGCAGAUGUGGAUCUCCCCAAGACCUGGAUCUCCUCGAGAACGGAAAUCAGAGUGGACGGACACCCAAAAGAACUCGUCGAUGAGUUCUGUUACUUGGGCUGUACGCUGA